Messenger RNA from Coffea arabica (coffee), 3394 nucleotides. The record is from RefSeq and is a predicted model, not a curated record. NCBI's taxonomy places the organism in Eukaryota, Viridiplantae, Streptophyta, Magnoliopsida, Gentianales, Rubiaceae.
UGACUUAAGCUUAACACCAUUCAUAUCUGUUCCUGCUAAUCUGCUGGGAAUUGACUAUGCAUUUAUUCCUUUUUUUUGGUGUCUUUUCUGCUAGUACUCUUGAAAAUGGCCUCGUAUUGGAAAAAUUUGAAUGUUUAUACAAGUGAAUCAGAAUCAUCUUUGCAUUGAGGAACAUCUUUCUUGAGAUCUUGAUCUACAUCCAAUGCUCACGGGUUGGUAUGUGCUCAUCAGGCUGAAAAUGUGGAACCAGAUGCUGAUUUUAUUACAGGGGUUUGCCAGUUCCUUGUAAAUUAGCUAUGGUGAAAGUUCAGCCAAUCUUUUAUCAAUUAAUUCAAGUAACAACCCAACCAAUUAUAAUUCUUGAAGUGGAUAAAAAUGAAACUAUAACUGAAUAACCUAGAUGGCCAAGUGCCCCUUGUACGAAACUCAGAUCCUUUAUAGCAUUUUUUUUAAUGCUGGUGAAGAAGUUAAUAGGGCAAGAAUGUGAUCGAAUAAAAAAAAAAAAUUCUGCACGAAUUCAUGUGCUUCAUUCUUGUAUUCUUCAUUUUUGUAUUUGCACAAUUUUGUCUCACUCAAUCCGAAUUGAGCAAAGAAAAUCAUUCAAGAUUGUCCCCAGAUGUCAAUUUCCAAUCUGCUAGCUCUCCAAGGAGUCCAUGGUAAUGCUGGUGAAAGCAAACUUAAACUCGAGGGGAAGAAAUAGAACCACAAAUGGUGAAAAAAUAUCCAUACUUUUGCAAAGGGUAUUGUUGCCACUUUGGAAGUAACAGAAACACAAGACUUGAAAUACUGUUGGUAGUUUUCCCCCACCAAGGCGCCAUAUGUGUCGCUGACAAAUAGGAGGAAGUUUCACCUGAUUUGGUCUUUUCUCUGAAUUCAGCACCUUGAUCCCACAUCUCACCAGGACCUUUUUUUGCUUUCAUUUUUUUCGGUUUUUCCCAAUCCUCCUGUCAAAAACUCUCUUCACCUUUACCAUGAAUUGUUACAGUUUUCUGUAACAUGAGAAUUCUUGCUCUAGAGCACUAUUACUAACUUACCAUGCUGCUCAUCAUCCAGUAUAAGUUUCUAGUAAAGCACUGAUGAAAUGAUCUCUAAUAUGCCAAUACUUUUUUCGGUUUUGUUUUGUGCUUUCACAAUUUAUGUUAGUAAAGCACAAGAUUUUGCCAGUCAAGAUAAUCCAUCUGCUGUGCCUCCCCCGGAAGCAGAGAAUUGUAAUGGGAUUUUUCUGUCCUACACAUUUGUCUCGAGGACAAAAGAGUAUCCCCAUUUAAAGAACGCCACUGCACAGCCAUGGGCGUUCAAGUCUACUGCCGCAAUCUUGAAUGCAGGAAUGAAUGUGCUCAAGAAUUGGAAAAUGUUCAUUGGGUUCCAAAACCAAGAGAUUUUAGUCUCUGCGAGUAAUGCAGUUCUAGUAGGUGGAGAUGAAUUUCCAGCUCCUGUUGGUAAUGGAACUUACCUGGCUGGCUACCCACAAACAGAUUUGGAAACAUCUAUCAACACUGCCGGUGAUCUUACCAAAAUUCAGGCGCAAAUUGAGCUAUCUGGUACUCAAUUUGGGAUCAGGCCUCCAGGAUAUCCUAUGCCUAAGACAAUAAAGCUCGUUAAUCAUGGAUUCAGAUGCCCUGCACCAAUUCGACGCGCAAGAGCAAUGCACAUGUGCUGUGCAAUAGAUCCAAAAUUGGAGGCCAAAAAUUUGACGACAAAAUAUUUUCCACGACAGAAAGGUGAUCUCUCGAUCUCUUACGAUGUUAUCCAAGCUUACCAGACUAAUUACCUUGCUCAGGUGACUAUUGAGAACAAUAAUCCAUUGGGACGUCUUGACAACUGGAACUUGACAUGGGAGUGGAUGAGAGGAGAGUUCAUAUACACAAUGAGAGGAGCAUAUACUCGCAAAAAAGAUGCGACGGACUGCAUUUAUGGUGCUGCAGCACAGUACUACAAUGACUUAGAUUUUUCUAAAGUCAUGAGUUGUGAAAAGAGUCCGAUCAUCGGUGAUCUGCCUCAGGAUAGAAAAACUGAUCAAGAAAUUGGGAACUUGCCACACUGCUGCAGAAAUGGUAGUCUGCUGCCUACCAUCAUGAAUGCAUCCGAUGCAAUAUCAGUAUUUCAGAUGCAGGUCUAUAAGAUUUCACCAGAUUUGAACAGAACAGCUCUGUAUCCUCCUCAAAAGUGGAGGAUUUUAGGGGAGCUUAAUCCGCACUAUAAAUGUGGACAGCCAUUAAGAGUAGAUGAUACAGAAUUUCCUGAUCCUAGCGGACUUCAGGCCGUCAGCACAGCAGUUGCCAGCUGGCAAAUUGUCUGCAAUAUCACCAAGCCUAAGAAUCGAGAGUCUCAAUGCUGUGCUUCGUAUUCUGCAUACUACUAUGACUCCAUCAUACCGUGCAAUACAUGUGCUUGUGGAUGUGGUAGCUCGGAAAAGUGCAGCAAAAAUGUACCGGCAUUGCUUCUUCCUCCAGAAGCCCUUCUUAUUCCGUUUUUAAACAGAACCGAGAAGGCUGUACAUUGGGCAAGACUCAAGAAGCAACAUAUCCCAACUCCAUUGCCUUGUGGUGACAACUGCGGGGUUAGUGUAAACUGGCACAUCGCGACCAACUAUAGGACUGGCUGGACUGCCCGUAUCACGUUAUUUAAUUGGAAAGAAGUCAGCUUCAAGGACUGGUUUGUUGCAGUUGAACUGAAGAAAGCAGGCCCUGGUUUUCAAAAUGCCUACUCCUUUAAUGGAACACUGCUUGAAGAAGUCAACAACACCAUUUUCAUGACAGGAAAACCAGGAUUGGACUAUUUGAUGGGAGAGACAAAUGGAACACAUCCUGAAACAGAUCCAAAAAUACCAGGGAAGCAACAGUCUGUCAUCUCAUUCACUAAAAAGCACUUACGAGGCAUUGACAUUGUAAAAGGCGAUGGGUUCCCUUCAAGAUUGCUCUUCAAUGGAGAAGAGUGUACACUACCAACAAAUCUCCCAACGGCAGAUGGAAGACAAUAUCCUGCAGAUUUAGUUUUAAUAAUCUGUCUAACGCUGAUGUGCAUAUUGUUGACAAAGUGAAUGAAGUUCACUCAAGUUCAAACACUACCUGAUGAGGCGCCUCACAUCACAACUAGAAAUUCAUUGCACAGUUUGGCAAAAUGGGUACAUUUUUGACCCUUAGAAACUCAGCUCUGCUUCAUUAGUUUAGUUGCUCUAAUCCAGGCCAAAAUCACCAGAACACGUGAGAGAUUUCACUCAGUUCAAGAUUAGUGCACAAGGUAAGGUAGGCCAUAUAAUAUCCUACUUUGUUUUGGGACGCAAGUUUGCUGCUGUGAAAUCAUGCCCCUUGUCUUACAGUAAAAGAAAUGCAUGUCUACAAAUCCUCAUUCCCUUGGAAGUUGAAACCUAAAGGGAAAAAAAAGGAGUUAAUGU